Thamnophis sirtalis is the source of this 4694-nucleotide messenger RNA. The record is from RefSeq and is a predicted model, not a curated record. Lineage: Eukaryota; Metazoa; Chordata; Lepidosauria; Squamata; Natricidae.
CCCUAGUGGAUACUUUCACGCCCCUUUCCGAUUGGCCGGCCACUCUCUUCCCGGCGCACCAAUCGGGUGUCGAGGUACCUCAGGAGCGUUCUCCUCGCUGAGGCGGCGGCGACCUGUCAGGAACGAAGCGGGGCGUUAUGGCUGGUCGAGGCCGGCGCGGCGCGGCUUGGAGCCCGUGGAUUCCGCUCCUUUUGCUGCUCUCGUGGCGAGGCGGCGGGGCCCGCGCGGCGGCGCAUAUCAAGAAGGCCGAGGCCGCCGCUUCUUAUUCCUCGGAGGCCCCGCAUUACUUGGACGAGGCCGAGCUGGGCGAGACGCUGAGGCGGCUGUGUGAGGAGGAGGCUCCGCGGGGCCUGGCGCGGCGCUUCUCCAUCGGCCGCUCCAGCCAGGGGCGCGAGCUGUGGGUGCUGCGCCUCAGCGAAGGCCUCCCGCGGGGCGAAGGCGCGGACGGCGGCGGGCCUCCCCUGGCGGGCCGCCCUCAGGUGAAGCUGGUGGCCAACAUGCACGGCGACGAGGCGCUGGGCCGGCAGCUGCUGGUGCGCCUGGCCCGGGAGCUGGUGGCCGGCUGGGCCCGCGGGGAGCCUCGCGCCCGCCGCCUCCUCAACACCACCGACCUCUUCCUCCUGCCCAGCCUCAACCCGGACGGCUUCGCCCGAUCCCGGGAAGGGGACUGCCAAGGGACCGGCGGGAGGGAGAACGGGCGCGGCCGAGACCUCAACCGCAGCUUCCCCGACCAGUUCGGCGCCGCGCAGCCUGACCUGGCCGCCGUGCCCGAGGUCCGCGCGCUGAUGGAGUGGAUGCGGCGCAAUCGGUUUGUGCUUUCCGGGAACUUUCAUGGGGGAACCGUUGUUGCAAGCUAUCCAUUUGAUGACUCAAAGUCACACAAGUCCUCGGGCAUAUACAGUAAAUCGGCUGACGACGAAGUUUUCAAAUACCUGGCAAAAGCCUAUGCAUCAAACAAUCCCAUCAUGAAAACGGGCACCCCAAACUGUCCUGGCGAAGAGAAAGAAACCUUCAAAGAUGGCAUCACCAACGGAGCUCAGUGGUAUGAUGUAGCAGGUACACAUUGGAAUUAAAGGAUUCGUGAGAGAUUCGGUCAGUGGUGCUGCCUUGGAAAAUGCAACCAUUGCUGUGGCUGGGAUUGCUCACAACAUUACGACCAGACAGUUUGGUGACUAUUACAGACUGUUGGUGCCUGGGACCUAUAAUAUCACAGCUUCUGUCCCAGGCUUGGGCCAAAGUCGGGAGUUUCGUCACAUAUGGUCCCUGGAAAUCUCUAACAAACCCAACCAGUCUGAGCCAGAAGAGCCGAAGAUCCGUUUUGUUGCCGGCAUCCAUGGUAACGCCCCGGUCGGUACCGAGCUCCUCCUGGCUCUGGCAGAGUUCCUCUGCAUGAACUACAAAAAGAACACGGCUAUCACAAAGUUGAUUGAGAAGACAAGGAUAGUGAUUGUACCAGCCCUAAAUCCAGAUGGGCGUGAGAUUGCCCAGGCGACUGAAGGCGACUGUACCUCCAAACUGGGACAGACCAAUGCCAACGGCAAAGAUCUGGACACAGAUUUCGCAAGCAAUUCCUCCGUAGCAAGGGAACCCGAAACAAAAGCCAUCAUGGAGAACCUGAUACAGAAGCGGGACUUCAGCCUCUCCGUUGCCUUAGACGGAGGGUCCCUCCUCGUUACUUACCCUUAUGACAAACCGGUGCAGACAGUAGAAAAUAAGGAAACUCUGAAACAUUUGGCUUCCGUCUAUGCAAACAACCAUCCUACGAUGCACCUAGGACAGCCGAACUGUCCAAACAAAUCAGAUGAGAACAUCCCGGGAGGUGUGUUGCUCGGAGCACAGUGGCACAGCCAUCUAGGCAGCAUGAAGGAUUUCAGUGUCACAUACGGGCAAUGCCCAGAGAUCACAGUAUACACCGGUUGCUGUUACUUUCCAAGUGCAGGACAACUCCAUACUCUGUGGACAGAGAAUAAGAAAUCUCUUCUCAGUAUGCUGGUGGAGGUCCACCAAGGUGUCAGUGGGUUUGUUUUGGAUGCCACGGAUGGACGAGGCAUCUUGAACGCCACCAUCGGCAUUGCCAGCAUUGACCACCCUGUCUCCACCUAUAAAGCUGGGGAUUAUUGGCGCCUGCUGGCUCCAGGGACGUACAAGAUCACCGCAUCUGCCCGAGGGCAAUUACAGGCAAGCAUGCUUAACCUUUGUGCGCAUGGCCUGAAUCUGACUAUGGCCUCUGCAUUUUGUCUUCCCUUUACCUCCCCCUCAGGUGCAACCAUGUCGGCCGUGAUCCUUACAGCCUGCAUCAUCUGGUGUGUGUGCUCCAUCAAGUCCAACCGGCACAAAGAUGGCUUCCACCGCCUACGGCAGAACCACGACGAUUACGAGGACGAGAUCCGCAUGAUGUCCACCGGCUCCAAGAAGUCACUCCUGAGCCACGAGUUCCAGGAUGAAACGGACACCGAGGAGGAAACAGUUUACACCAGCAAACACUGAUCUUUCCCGUGGCGGGGGUGGUUUUUCUCCUGCAAAAGACACGUUUCGCUAACCUGAGCCUCGUUCCCAGCCAGCGGACGCAGAGCGCGCGACCUUCCAAACCUCAGUUCUUGGUUCCAGGCCAAUUUCUGCUUUAUGCACAAGGAGAUCGGACUGGACCUGAGCUUCUAUUUGGAAUCGGAAGUGGAGCUUUUUCAGGCAACUUAGCUAGGGUGAAACGGAGACUCCGAUCAUGGAAGCUGCCAGAGAAAAGCAGUUGGCUUGUCCAGUACUUUGAAAAACGUCCCUUUAAAACCUUCAGAAUGCUAUUUGGGUGGGGUGGCGAAUACACAAUGGCCACCAAGGUUUGGUCUCAGCUGCUUAUCCACUGCAGCCUAUGGACAGUUGGAACUUACUUUCUUUCCUGCCUGCCUGGAGCAGUUUUCAGAGUUGGUUACGUAGGCGUUAAAAAAAACCAAACUCAACAAAUUUAAUCCUCUUAAUUAUGGAGAGUAAAAUUCCUUCAGGUCGGGCCUUCGAGGCAGAUGCCAUUUUGAAAAUAUAUGUUGAGACACGGGAAGAUCUUCCUCUCCCCGUUGAGGUUGCAUCUGUUGUUGUUUUUAAAACACAACUCUUAUUUGAAUUUACCUUGCACAGACCCUGCGGCGGCAUUUCUGCUGGUUUUCUUUGGGUAUCUAGAAUAGCAGGAGGCGCAUAACUCCUGGUAAUCUUAGUACUAAUUGGAGAUUGAAAUUUCAGCUUGGUGCCAAAUGUAUUGUAAUUUAUUUCUGGAGUCUGCGGAAGCAUCCAGGGAACUGGUUUGUUCGACUAGAAACUGCCAGUCUAGAAAAAUAACUUUCCGUAAGAAGAACAUUUUGUGUUCUUGGAAAGCACCCGGCUGCUUUUUCAGGGAAAAUGCCUUGUUCUUUCCUUUUCAACAUGAAGUCUUCUGCCAAGACUGAAUUUUGUGUGGAAUUAUGCUGUUCUCAGAUUCUUCUUCUUCUUCUUCUUCUUUUUUUAACUGUUGUGGGUUUGUUCAGGAAAGAAGGCAGCACAGUGGUUACUAGCUCUUCACAUUAUAUGGCUGUAUAAGUUUAGCCUUUUAUUCUUGUAGCACUUUGGUGUGAAAUGUUAAAAGAGGGACUUAAAUGUUUUGAGUCAAGAGGGAAGCUGUUGUACAGCUGAUUUAAGUACUAGUCUUGGACUAGAAGACCAUCUUUAAUGAGAUCAUUCUCCUGUUUAUGCCUCGGAGGAAUUAAAUUCCACCAUUCCUUGAUUAAGGUAAGACAUGUUGGAUUAGAAUAUAGUUGAAAACAUUGUCUGCAUUGCCUCCAAAGAGCUGGAUCUAUUCUACAGAAUCCAUGUUGGUUCUCGUUACUAUCCCAAAGGUUAACCUCAAGACUCCUCAAAAUUCUUUCUGGUCUCACAAAACGUGCCAGAAAUGGGGACGAUGACUUAUUUUGAUGGCUUAUCCAGAGGCUUGGUUGUACUAACAAGGAUUUCUCAAAAUAGUUUUAAUUCCCUUUUGAAACGUCAAACCCACUUUAAAACUGGGGCAUUAUAAUAAAUGUUGGAUUCUGGUCAUCGUUCCCAGGAAAUUCAUCGACAGAUAAAUAAUACAUUUUAGCUAUCAAGACGCUAAACGUUUAGGCUACGCGGUUGACCGUACUAGGACGUAGAACGAAUUGUAGGACUUAACCUUUAAAAUCAUCAAGUUAAAUGUGCUAAUUUUAUUCUUCUUUAGCCGCUCAUUCUGGAUUCAGUCCCUUUAAUUAGCCCCUUCCCAAUGGCUAGGAAGUAUACAGUACUAAAAACCAAGUGCCUCGGUCUUUUAGCGUUAUUGUCUUAGAAUAUCCAUGCCAGUAGAUUGUCCUAAGGUUCAAGCGAUGUUUUCCCGGUGAUGAUUCUGCUUUAAUUCAACUUUGCUGCUUCUGGUCCAAUUUACCCGCAAGAGCUUUCUUUGAAAUGAAGUUGGAGGGUAACUUGACUCCAAACCCCUGGCUGCUAUUUGGGGGAUUUGGGGGACAGGUUUCUUUUAUCUAUAUUGGGAUGCACGUUACCCUCUUCAUAGCCCAGUCCAAAAUUUAAGAAAGAAAAGCAGUUUAUCAUCUCUGGAUUAAAUUUGCCAGCAAUAACUGUAUAAUAAUAACAAGUUCAAAUCUAGGUAUAGAAGUGGAAGCCAGGUGGCUGCAUCUUUCUGGUAGUAAUUAUGCAUAUAUAUAUUUUUU